This is a messenger RNA of Rotaria socialis, 5736 nucleotides long. NCBI's taxonomy places the organism in Eukaryota, Metazoa, Rotifera, Eurotatoria, Philodinida, Philodinidae. The record is from the annotation of a GenBank genome assembly.
AUGCCAUCAUCAUCCUACUCCAGCACCUCAAAUGAUCAAUGUGAACAUUGUCAUUCGACAUAUACUAUAACUAAACGAAAAAAAAGUUGUGCAGUUUGUCGUCAAUACUACUGUACGAAUUGUGCACCCCGUGAACGUCAUUAUAAUCAACCAUAUCGUAUAUGUCUUACAUGUCAAUUAAUUUCAAGUGAUUCAACAACUGAUGACCAGCUAUUAGCAUUAAAAGUUAAGCAUUUACGGUGCUAUUUACAAGCAAAAAAUAUUUCUCAUCAUACAUGUACAGAAAAACAAGAACUUGUCGAUUUAAUUGUACGAAAUAGGCAAUUACCUUUUACACGUUUAUUUAUCCAACAACAACAGCAACAACAUCAACAGCAACAACAAGCUUCAACCUCAACAAACGCCAAUCAACAACAAUUUCAUACAACUUUUAAUCAAUUUUCAACAUCAACAAGUGCCUCUUCAUCAUCUACAACAUCAACUGUCAUGCCGCCUCCACCACCACCUCCUCCUCCAUCGCCUAAAAAUGGAAAUUUUAACAAUUUUCAACAUACAAUGUCAUCAUUUGCUAGUCAAAUGAAUCAUUUUGCUGCUAAUUUACAAGAUUACGUCACAAAUACAGUAUCUGGUGUUUUACAUCAUACACUUGGUGAUCACCAACAAACAACAACCACAACAACGACGACUACAAAUAAUGCGAAUGGAACAUCAACAUUUAAUUUUGGUUCAACAACGAAUGGACCUUUUACUUACACUUUCACAUCUCCAGGGAAUUUUGUUUAUACCACCACCACAACAACAAAUAGUACAUCAGCAAGUCCGCAGACACACCAACGAAGAACGACAACCAAUGAAACAACAGCUAAUACUAAUAUGCAGCAACAACAAGCCACCACAACUCAACGAGCACGUCGAAAAUCUCUCAGUGAAUUAAACAAUGAACAAAAUAUUGAAGAUUUAAGUGUUCGAGAAUUAAAAGAAAUUUUAAUAGCAAACUUUGUUGAUUAUAAAGGAUGUGUUGAGAAAAAUGAAUUAAUUGAAAAAGUCCGAAGACUUUAUCGUGAUCGACAGAAUGAAAAAAUCAAAACUAAAGAGCUUGACAAUGCUACAGCAAGCGAUAGUGAACUAUGUAAAGUAUGCAUGGAUGCAAUUGCUGAUUGUGUCUUUUUAGAUUGCGGUCAUAUGGUGACUUGUGUCAAAUGUGGAAAAUUACUCGCUGAAUGUCCAAUUUGUCGGUCGAAUAUUUCUGAUAGUAAUGUAUCAUGGAUUCAACGUACAUUUAAAAAACGAGAAUGUUUAAAAUUUAUUCCAACAAAAAACGAUCAACAAGUAGGACGUUGUAGUUGCGGAAGAUAUUUUCUUGAGCAUAGUGAACAUGUACAAAUAUCAGCGCACAAUAUGAAAUUUCUAUCAGUAAAUAAAGAUGAGCCAUGGUCAAUACAGAAACAUACAAGACCGGAACCGACAGAUGCAUUCGGUGUCAUUGAAUUCGAAGGUUUGGCACAUCCAACAAAAGCUCAAUAUCUUCGACUUUCAUAUGAUACACGACCAGAUUUAGUAUUGAAAUUGUUUUUACGUGUAUGGAAUCUAAAAUUACCACGUCUCGUUAUAUCGAUUGAUGGUGGUAUUGCUAAUUUUGAAUUACAACCAAAAUUAAAACGUGUACUAAAAAAAGGACUUUUUCGAGCAGCAAAAACAACUGGAGCAUGGAUUAUAACAAAUGGUUGCCAACAAGGUGUUGUUAAACAUGUUGGUGAUGCGCUUUUUGCUCGAUCACCAAAAGCUAAGUCUGACAUUGUUUGUAUUGGCUUUUCACCAUGGGGUGUUGUGGAAGGACGAGAAAAUUUAAUUGGAAUUAAUAAACUUGUUUCAUAUCAUUCAAAAGCAUUAGCAACUAAAAAUAAUGCAACAUUAAAUAGUAAUCAUUAUUAUUUCUUACUUGUUGAUAAUGGAACAAGUGGACGAUAUGGAGGUGAAAUUUUGUUAAGGAAACGUUUUGAAAGAUUUCUGCUGAAACAAACAAAUGCACAAACAGCUGAAAAUUCCAAUAUUCCUGUUGUAUGUGUUGUUGUCGAAGGCGGAACGAAUACAAUUCGAAUGGUUUUAGAACAUGUUACAGAUAAUCCGCCAGUGCCCGUUGUUGUUUGUGACGGAAGCGGUCGUGCGGCUGAUCUGAUUUCAUUUACACAUCGAUAUGCUAGAGACGAUGGCACGAUGGCUCCUGAUAUUCAAGCACAAUUAAUGCAUACUAUAAUGAAAACAUUUAUGUAUACAAGCAAACAAGCAAAAAAUAUUUUUCAAGAAUUAAUGAUGUGUGUAAAAAAACGAGAUUUGAUUACAAUAUUUCGUAUGGGCGAAGAAUCAUCACAAGAUAUUGAUUUAUCUAUAUUAAUUGCAUUGCUACGUAGUUCCUGUGCAUCAUCUAUUGAUCAAUUAAAACUUGCUUUGACAUGGAAUCGAGUUGAUAUAGCGCGAAAUUAUAUUCUAUCUGGUGCUCAUCAAUGGCCAGAACAAGCAUUAGAAGAAAUUUUGGUAACGGCUUUAAAAACUGAUAAAGUCGAAUUUUGUCGAUUAUUACUUGAGAACGGAAUUUACAUGCAAAAACUAUUAACUAUUCAUCGACUCGAAGAACUCUAUAACACGCGUGAAGGCCCACCAAAUACUCUUCAUUAUAUCGCGAAAGAUAUACGAAAAAUUCGCAAGACUGCUUCCACAGGUAAAUAUACACUACCUGACAUAGGUUUGAUUCUUGAAAAAUUAAUGGGUCAUGGCUACCGAUCGAAUUAUACUCGACGACGUUUCCGUAUGCGUUAUGCAACGACACUUAAUCCUCCGACUGUAUUAAGACAAUUACAUCGAACAACAGUUAGUACAACAUUAAAACCAAUGGAUGAUACAUUUCAAUUUCCAUAUAAUGAAUUACUUAUAUGGGCAGUAUUGACAAAACGACAUCAAAUGGCUUUAUUUUUUUGGGAAAGAGGCGAAGAAGCUAUGGCAAAAGCACUAGCUGCAUACCAAUUAAAUAAAGCUUUAGCACAUGAAGCUGAUGAUGAUGAAUUAGAAAUUGAAGUAGCAACUGAAUUUGCUAGUUAUGCAGAGCAAUUCCGCGAAUUAGGUUUGGGCGUUCUUGAACAAUGCUAUCGUGAAAAUGAUGAUAAAACAUGUCAAUUAUUAACAUAUGAAUUAAAAAAUUGGUCUGAUUGGACAUGUUUAUCACUAGCUGUUAUAUCUCAUCAUCAAGAAUUUGUAGCACAUAAAUGUUGUCAAAUCAUUUUAAAUGAUUUAUGGAUGGGUGGCAUGUCAAUACGGCAUUAUCUUAAUUGGAAAGUUAUUGCGUCAAUAUUAUUUUUUCCCCUCGUACUUCGUAUUGAAUUUAAAAGUGCCGAAGAAUUAAAAUUACAACCGAAAACACACGAAGAACAUUUAGCAACUAGAGACGACAGUGAACCCGAUGAUGACGAUGAUGACGACGAUGAUAAUGAUACGGAAAAUUAUUAUUCUGGAACUCUCGUUAAUGAAUAUGUACAUCAGGAGCUGUUAGAUGAAAGCGAAAAUAGAAAUUCAUCGAAAUUAAUUAAUAAUAAUAAUAAUAAUAAUAAUAAUAAUAACAAUACAUCAGUUGAGAUUGUUUUCGAUAAUAAAAAUAUUGAGAGUGAAUCGAUUGAAAUGAUUACAUUUAACAAAUCAAUGCUGGACCGUACGCGCGCAUCAUUCACGAAUUUCAAACAAAAUCUAUCAACAUCGGCACAACAAUCUGAGGAUAUAAAUGAUAUUAAUAUAGAAACACCAAAAAAAGUCGAUGAAUUACCUAUUCCAAAUGAAACUUUGCCGGAAAAAACCUUGGCAUCAUCAACAAUACCAAUAACACAACGCUUUUAUGAAUUCUAUAAUGCACCCAUAACAAAAUUUUGGUACAAUGCUAUAUUCUAUGUUUUCUUUCUUUUUCUUUUUACUUAUAUGGUACUUGUGCGCACACCGGCUAGACCGAGCAUUCCAGAAUAUAUUGUAACAUUUUACUUAGCCACAGCAGCAAUUGAUACAAUUCGAGAGAUUUGUACAGGUUCCUCACCACGUUUCAUACGCCGAUUAACGCUGUAUUUUUCGGACUUCGUUCAUAUAUGUGAUUCAUUAGCGAUGUUGGCUUAUGGUAUUGGAUUCAUUCUUCGAUUUAAUCCAAACACUCUCUAUAUCGGACGAUUACUCUAUUGUCUUGAUGUAUCCUAUUGGUGGAUACAUUUAUUAACUUAUAUUUCCGUACACAAAUCUCUUGGUCCCUACAUUCACAUUGCUGCGCAAAAUUUGAUCGAUUUAUUUAAUUUUAUAAUCAUAAUACUUAUUGUACUUGUAUCAUUUGGUGUAUCUCGUCAAGCUAUCAAAUUUCCCAAUGAAUCAUGGUCAUGGCGAUCGGUUAAAGAAAUAUUUCUUGAACCCUAUUUUAUGAUCUAUGGUGAAGUUUAUGCUGGCUCCAUAGACCCACCAUGUUUAGAAAGUGAACCCGAUGCUCCACAAUGUAUGCCUUUUCAUUGGGUAACACCGAUCACUAUGACGGCGUAUCUUAUAUUUUGUAAUAUUUUACUUUUGUCAAUAUUAAUCGCAACAUUUAAUAAUACUUAUAUACGCAUAUCGAAAUCAUCGGAUCAAGUUUGGAAAUAUCAUCGUUACUAUAUUGUACUUAAAUAUGAAUCAAAACCAAUGUUACCACCGCCAUUAAUAUUUAUUUCACAUAUAUUUCUUUUACUAAAAAUUAUUCGACGUUAUUGUCGUGGAAAAAAAUUUAAAGUUGAUCACGGAUUAAAAUUAUUUCUCAGCGAGAAAGAAGUUGCGGAAAUUCAUGAUUUCGAAGAAGAACAAAUCGAUGAAUAUUUUGCAAUGAAAGAUCGAGAAAAAAAGAAUACAACAGCUGAUCAAAUAGCACUUACAUCGGAACGUGUUGAUACAACAGUGUUACGCAUUGAUGAUAUUUAUCAACGUGAAAAUCAAAAUCGUGCCGUUCUUCAAAAUCUUGAUUGGCGUUUACAGCGUUUAGAAGAUCUAAAUAUGGAUACGCACGACUUAAUACGGACAGUACUUUCUAAUCAAUCAUUUGACGAAUAUAAUCGAUCACACGACCUUCAUCAUCGAGGGUCAUCGAUCGAUGAUGAUAUUCAUGAUCGACGACAAGAAAAAUGUCGACGACGUUCAUCAUUAACUGGUUAUGAAAUCAGUUAUUUUAAAAAGCGAAAUGUACCUAGAUCGUCAACAAUGAUUAUCAACCGAAUGCCAAAGUUAAAAGUUGCUUUAUCAACACAUGAUAAAUUUUCACCAUCAAAAAAAUCAAAUCAAAUUCAAAGACGAUCAACAAUGCAUCGGUUAGAUUCAUUUGCCAGUAACGAUUCUAACAUCAAUCGAAUGCAAUCUCAUGAAUAUACUUCGGUAACUGAUGCUAUUGAUACAACUCAUCAUCAUCAUUAUUGGCGACCAUCAAGUCCUGUUAUCGGCCGUCCUAUAACGCAUGAUGAUGAACCAAUGGUAUUCGUCGCGUCAGCAAAAGGAGAAACAGCUGCCUAUGAUGCUGAAGAACAAACGCAUAAUUUAAUUGGUGAAAUUAUACGUAAACGUGUUCAAAAAUCAUCAAUGAAUCAGUCAACUAAUCAAAUGGAAUCGUUUUGCGACAGUGAUCGAGCAUCGCUUCUUUCCUCUGAUCUUAAUUCAAGCACAACAAAUCUCAAUUUUGAAACGCUAGAUUCAAAACACUAG